UAAGAUUUUUUUGAAAGGAGAUGGCCCAAUGUUGAUGAUGACGGGCCCGUACAGUAGAGGUGAUCCAAGCAGGCAGCAUCCCAAGAAUUCAUUCAUUCCUACAGCCAAUUUGCCCUUCUCCUCCUCUACCCGCCGCUCACACACAGAAUAACUGCCAAUGGCAGAGGAAGAAACUUCCUCGCCUUGCAUCAGAGAAGAUGCUGGAAAGUUUCAAUAUGGAUGCGAGCAUUACCGCAGAAGAUGCAAAAUCCGAGCUCCUUGCUGCCAAAAAAUAUUCUCCUGCCGUCACUGUCAUAACGAAGCCACUAGUGCGAUGAGCAAUCCUGAUGAUCGUCAUGAAAUCGUUAGGCAUGAUAUUAAACAAGUUAUAUGUUCACUUUGCAAUAUCGAGCAGGAGGUUGCUCAGAUUUGCUCCAACUGUGGAGUCAAGAUGGGUGAAUACUAUUGUGAUAUAUGCAAAUUUUAUGAUGAUGAUACUACUAAAGGGCAGUUUCAUUGUGAAGGAUGUGGGAUUUGUAGAGUUGGGGGUAAAGACAACUUUUUCCAUUGUGAGAAGUGUGGUUCUUGUUAUCGAGUGGAAUUGCAGAAUAAUCAUUCUUGCAUUGAGAACUCGAUGAAGAACCACUGCCCAAUCUGUUAUGAGUAUCUUUUUGACUCUGUUAAAGGUGCAACAGUUAUGAAGUGUGGACAUACUAUGCACUUAGAUUGUCUCAAUCUGAUGGCUGAACAAAAUCAGUACCGUUGUCCAAUCUGUUCCAAGACUGUGCUGAAAGUGUCACAUUAUUGGAGAAUGCUAGAUCAGGAGGUAUAUUUCUCUGUUUCUUCUACACAGUUAUCACAUGGCAUGCCAAAAACACUUGAGCUGUUCUUCAGUGGGAGAUUGUGACAUUAUAUCAGGCUCUGAAAUUUUGUGAUUGGGAACAGUUGGUAUAUAGGGACAUCAGACUGUAUCACCUGGAUAGGCACCUUUUUUUGAAGUAAAAAUUGACUGCAUAUAUGUACUUAUUUGGUGUGUUGCAGUCAAGUAAAUACUGAAAAGUAGUCAAUGGAUGACAUGGCAAUGCCAAAGAUCAUCUGAAAGGUGCAAAUACCCUUUUUGUUACAUAUUUGGCCAUGUUCCCAUUUCCACUUGCCCCCUUGCCUGGAUCAUCUGCUUUAUUUGCAUUAUUAUUGAACAAUUUUGGGCACUGCUGAAAUAAACUAGUGAGAACUUGACCAAGCUUAAAUAACUGCUUUGGGAGCCUAGAUACUCGUCAGUGGUAGCCAUAAAUUGCGUGCAUGCUUUCAUUGUGACCGACUGAUGCGAAGAAACUACUGAUUUUUGUACAA
Messenger RNA from Hevea brasiliensis (rubber tree), 1329 nucleotides. RefSeq names its product E3 ubiquitin-protein ligase MIEL1. Gene Ontology annotation, cellular component: nucleus. Gene Ontology annotation, molecular function: ubiquitin protein ligase activity; zinc ion binding. Gene Ontology annotation, biological process: protein ubiquitination; ubiquitin-dependent protein catabolic process. The record is from RefSeq and is a predicted model, not a curated record. The coding region runs from base 158 to 886 and encodes 242 amino acids. Lineage: Eukaryota; Viridiplantae; Streptophyta; Magnoliopsida; Malpighiales; Euphorbiaceae. The transcript has 11 exons.